Messenger RNA from Carlito syrichta (Philippine tarsier), 1802 nucleotides. It is a transcript of the gene MRPL44, whose product is annotated as mitochondrial ribosomal protein L44. Gene Ontology annotation, biological process: rRNA processing; regulation of gene expression; primary miRNA processing. Gene Ontology annotation, cellular component: nucleus. The record is from RefSeq and is a predicted model, not a curated record. Lineage: Eukaryota; Metazoa; Chordata; Mammalia; Primates; Tarsiidae. Bases 67 to 1065 code for a protein of 332 amino acids. The transcript has 4 exons. Gene Ontology annotation, molecular function: double-stranded RNA binding; ribonuclease III activity.
GACGUGUGUUUCAGCUACACCGGCCCGACUGUUUUCCUUCCUUCCUCCGGUGCGUUCUGUUGUGUGAUGGCGUCCGGACUGGUGAGGCUACUCCAGCAGGGGCCUCGCUGCCUCCUGGCUCCGGCCGCCCCCACGCUCGGCCCGCCAGUGCGGGGAGUGAAGAAGGGCCUCCGCGCCGCUUUCCGCUUCCAGAAGGAGUUGGAGCGGCGGCGCCUACUCCGGUGCCCGCCGCCGCCCAUGCGCCGUUCAGAGAAGCCUGACUGGGAUUACCAUGCUGAAAUACUAGCCUUUGGACCUCGACUACAGGAAACCUUCUCCUUAGAUCUUCUCAAAACUGCAUUUGUUAAUAGCUGCUAUAUUAAAAGUGAGGAGGCCAAACGCCAAAAACUUGGGAUAGAGAAAGAAGCAGUUCUUCUGAAUCUUAAAAGUAAUCAAGAACUAUCUGAACAAGGGGCAUCUUUUUCACAGACUUGUCUCACACAACUUCUUGAAGACGAGUACCCAGACAUGCCCACUGAAGGCAUCAGAAGUCUUGUUAACUUUCUCACUAGUGAAGAAAUCGUAUGUCACGUGGCUAGAAACUUAGCUGUGGAGCAGUUAACAUUGAGUGCAGAGUUCCCAGUCCCUCCAACUAUAUUACAAAAGACUUUCUUUGCAGUAAUUGGUGCCCUUCUUCAGAGCAGUGGACCUGAGAGGACUGCACUUUUCAUCAGGGACUUCUUAAUUACCCAAAUGACUGGAAAAGAGCUCUUUGAGAUGUGGACAAUAAUAAAUCCCAUGGGGCUACUGGUAGAAGAAUUGAAGAAAAGGAAUAUUUCACCUCCUGAAUCUAGACUUACUAGGCAGUCCGGAAGCACCACAGCUUUGCCUUUGUAUUUUGUUGGCUUAUACUGUGAUAAAAAGUUGAUUGCCGAAGGACCUGGUGAAACAGUAUUGAUUGCAGAAGAAGAAGCUGUUCGAGUGGCACUUAGAAAACUUUAUGGAUUUACGGAAAAUAGACGGCCCUGGAACUACUCCAAGCCCAGAGAAAACUUGAGAGCAAAAAAGACCAUCACUGCCAGCUAGGCAGCCAGGGAUGUGGCACCCUGAAACUUGUGAGCAAAACAGUGAGAAGUCACAAGUGUUUGAAGCUAGUUAUUUUCAGAAUUGUAAAGCAACACAUCUUACUCUUCAUACUGUGUUCUUUUAAUUAAUUGUGUUAACCAGUUACAGGUUUUUUGUUUUUUUCUCAAUUUUUUUUGUUUGAUCAAGUCUUUUUUGGGAACAUUUUCCCAAGAGUUUUUCCUAAAGUUCUUGAUUUUAUUAUUGUAUAUAAUUUGUAUAGUUAGGUGUAUUUCAUUCCCCUGUUAGCUUUGAGGUAUCAAAAUUUGAAUAUUUGCCUUAUGUGAAUUUUGUGCUAUAAUACCAAUAAAAAAGUUACUCUUUUUCUAAAUGUUACUUUGUAGUUAAAUUUGAUAUACCCAAGAAUGGUAGGAAGUUGAUUAACUUUGCUUCUUUAAUAAAAUUUUAACUAAAAUAGUAAUGCUAUAACUCUUCGAGAAAUGCAAGGUACAGAAGAUUAUAACUAGACAGCUAUUUACAUGAGCUCUCGAGUCUAUCUUUGUACUUCUAAUGUGUUUCUUAGUUAUCCAGUUUUCAUAAAAUAAAUGGCAGAAAAGGUAAAUUUUAUGCUUUUAAGAAAUUGCCUUUUUUAAGAAAUUGAAACUCAAAACCAGCUUAAAAGGUUGAUAAUGUUCUGAAUUGUACAGCCCCAAAUCUUUUUUUAAAAUGUUGAAAAAUAAAGUAUGUAUUUAUCAAUUCAA